CGGCGCGCGUCCGGCGCUCCCCGGGCAGCCGUGCUCGUAGCUCGCUGUCCGCAGCUUCGCGUCUCCGUGGCUGUCACCGCCCUCGGCGCGUCCCCGCCGCUCCGAUCCCUUCGCCCGCCCGGGGCACGCUCCGUCGCUCCGGGCAGAGUCCCCGCUGCGGCCCGUGGCCAUGGCCACCAAGAUCGACAAAGAGGCUUGCCGGGCGGCGUACAACCUGGUGCGCGACGACGGCUCGGCAGUCAUCUGGGUGACUUUUAAAUAUGACGGCUCCACCAUCGUCCCCGGCGAGCAGGGCGCGGACUAUCAGGACUUCAUCCAAGAGUGCACAGAUGAGGUCCGGUUGUUUGCCUUCGUGCGCUUCACCACCGGGGACGCCAUGAGCAAGAGGUCCAAGUUUGCCCUCAUCACGUGGAUCGGCGAGAACGUCAGCGGGCUGCAGCGGGCCAAAACCGGCACGGACAAGACCCUGGUGAAGGAGGUGGUGCAGAAUUUUGCUAAAGAGUUUGUGAUCAGUGAUCGGAAGGAGCUGGAGGAGGAUUUCAUCAAGAGGGAGCUUAAGAAGGCUGGGGGAGCCGAUUACGACGCUCAGGCCGAGUAGCCCUGCCCUCCCCUGCCCCUUACCAGAGUCACCUGCCGGCUCCCUGGGGGCGGCGCCCGCGGCCUCAGCCUCCAGCCCUCCAGCCCGCCAGGGAGAGGACCCGCGACGAGAGGCGACGCCCGCCACCCUGAGUGCAGCCCACCCCGCCCCGCUUCCCCUUCGCCCCGCUAGGUCCUACCUUGCAGAGCUCAUGGAGCAUCUCCUUCUGUCUUCUUUUUCCUUUUCCUCCCUCUUUCUUGUUCUGAAGAAAAAUCAUUUUGAUGCCAAGGUCAUGCACAUCUUCAGAUCUGAGGUGCCUCAUGCGGUGACGCCUGUUCCUGGCACUCCUCUUACCAGGGCACAGCUGCCUGGCCCUAUCCACCAUGAUCUCCUAUUGCUCAGGGGCCAGGCCGCCACUGGGGAACCCCACAAGCGCUCACAGCUGCCCUCAGGCCCAGACCCCCCACAGACCCCUCACCGCCCAUCCAGAGCUGCCGACGCUGCAUGUCCAACAGAGACUGUGCUCGGUGGAGUUUAGGCCUGACUCAGACUGGAUGAGAAGGGAGAAAAUUUGCCUUAAAAGAUGCCUGGCAGUAGCUUUGCCUUGCAAUCUGAGAUGGCCGGUUCCCACCCUUUGGGGAGAAAUCUCAUGGCAUGGAGUUGGGGUGAGAGUAUGAGGCCAGGCUGACCGGGAAGAGUCUUGCAGGGUAACUUCAGGGGCUCCCAGAGCCACACGGGCGCCGGGGAGAGAGGCUCGGUGCGGAGCCCCUGCCCCUGGGGGGGCCCUCUGCUGACAGCAGGGACAGCCCAGGCCCUCGGCUCUGCCGCCUUGGCUGCUGCAGAGUAGAGUCUCCUUCACAGACCCAAGUCUGCUUUUCAUCUUAGGUCUGUACCACACAUUCAAAAGGAUUUUUUUUUUUUCAAAGAGAGAUGAGAUAGGCUUGGUUCUUCAUGAGCACAUUUAUAUUCUUCUUUUUAUUCUUGCCCAUUUCAUCUGGGGGAGGACAUCUGUGCUGUUCUGGGUUGUGAGGGACCUCUGCACUCAACAGUUUACAGAAAUAAAUGGUUUUUGUUUUUCAGAAAACAA
This is a messenger RNA of Manis javanica (Malayan pangolin), 1664 nucleotides long. It is a transcript of the gene COTL1, whose product is annotated as coactosin like F-actin binding protein 1. Gene Ontology annotation, cellular component: site of polarized growth; cortical actin cytoskeleton; actin filament. Gene Ontology annotation, molecular function: actin filament binding. The record is from RefSeq and is a predicted model, not a curated record. NCBI's taxonomy places the organism in Eukaryota, Metazoa, Chordata, Mammalia, Pholidota, Manidae. Gene Ontology annotation, biological process: regulation of actin filament polymerization.